Messenger RNA from Zerene cesonia (dogface butterfly), 2610 nucleotides. Its product is annotated as organic cation transporter protein-like. NCBI's taxonomy places the organism in Eukaryota, Metazoa, Arthropoda, Insecta, Lepidoptera, Pieridae. Gene Ontology annotation, biological process: transmembrane transport. The transcript has 12 exons. Gene Ontology annotation, molecular function: transmembrane transporter activity. Bases 189 to 2111 code for a protein of 640 amino acids. The record is from RefSeq and is a predicted model, not a curated record. Gene Ontology annotation, cellular component: membrane.
AUAGUAUCUCAGUCGGUUGGUAGGCGCGCACGCGUUUGCCGCCAAAAUCAAGUAAAUUUACGCGCGUAUAGUUACUUGUGUCUGUGGUUUCGUGAUCUGUGCAGUUCGUGGAUAAAAAAACCAAUCGGUAACUGCAACAGAGCAUGAGACCAACAUCGAACAAUUAAAAAUAUAUCAAACAAGCAAAGAUGGCGCCGCAGGAGCGAACUUCUUGUUGCGAGGACGAUUCCCGCCAAAAUGAGCCCAUGGACAAUCUGUCAAACAUCGAUUUGGGAUACGUCAACAAAGCUUUUUCAAAUGACAGCUCAGAUACAGAUAACGUAAAGAAGCAAGAGAAAGGCAAGGUGACAGAUUUCGACGAUUUAUUGCCAUAUAUCGGGGAAUUUGGACUAUACCAGAAAAUAUUGUUUCUGUUAAUGAUACCGUUUGCCUUUUUCGUUGCGUUCGUUUAUUUUUCGCAAAUAUUCAUGACGAUUGCGCCUGAACAGCAUUGGUGUUGGGUGCCGGAGCUGGCGAAUCUCACUGUGGAGGAGAGGCGCGCGCUAGCGAUACCCCCUAAAUCAAAUGGCCCAUACCCCCACGAUAGAUGUCACAUGUACAAGACGAAUUGGACCCAAGCUUUGGCCCAGGGGCGGACGACCCCAGACGACGAGUGGCCCAUCGUCCCCUGUACCACCUGGGAAUAUAAUAGAACCGACGUACCAUAUGAAACUAUCGCUUCUCAGUUGGACUGGGUCUGCGACAGAGAUAACCUACCAGCGACAGCGCAGGCUAUCUUCUUCUGCGGAGCCAUUGUUGGCGGGCUGGUCUUUGGCUGGAUAGCCGAUAAAUAUGGUCGUAUACCAGCUCUGGUUGGCACAAACAUGAUGGGUUUCGCAGCUGGAGUGGGAACCGCCUUCACCAACAGCUUCUGGUCCUUCGCCCUCUGCCGGUUCCUCGUAGGCCUGGCGUUCGAUAACUGUUUCACCAUGAUGUACAUUUUGGUUCUGGAAUAUGUCGGCCCAAAAUGGCGGACGUUCGUGGCUAACAUGUCGAUAGCCAUAUUCUUCACGCUGGGCGCGUCGCUUCUGCCGUGGCUGGCGCUGUGGGCGGCGAGCUGGCGGCGCUUCGCCCUCGGCACCAGCCUGCCGUUCGUGCUCGCUGCCGCCACGCCCUGGCUGGUCCCGGAGAGCGCUAGAUGGCUCUUAUCACAAGGUAAAAUAGACAAAGCCCUGGUUAUAUUGAAGAAAUUCGAGAGAAUCAACAAAAAGCAGAUACCGGAUAAAGUUCUUAGUGAAUUUACGGAAGCAUCCCACAACGCAAUCAAACAAUCACAAGCCCAAAAGACCUAUUCAGUCCUGGACAUCUUCCGGACCCCCCGGCUGAGAAGGAACGCGAUCCUGCUCAUCAUCAUCUGGAUGGCGAUAUCCCUGGUCUUCGACGGCCACGUCAGGAACGUCGGGUCUUUGGGGCUGGACAUCUUCAUAACCUUCACCAUUGCCACCGCUACGGAGUUCCCUGCUGAUACUUUCCUCACGGUUGUGCUAGAUCGAUGGGGCAGAAGGUGGUUGGCCUGUGGCUCUAUGGUCAUCAGCGGUCUUUUCAGUCUACUUGCUACUGCUGUGCCGAUUGGAGGCCCGUCAGCCGCGCUGGCCAUCCUGGGCCGGUUCGCGGUCAAUGUUUCGUACAACAUCGGGCUGCAGUACGCGGCGGAGCUGCUGCCCACGGUGGUGCGCGCGCAGGGCGUCGCGCUGAUACACAUCAUGGGCUACGUGGCAUCCAUCCUAGCGCCCUUCGUCGUCUACCUGGCGAACAUAUCUCCAGAGUUGCCUCUGCUAAUACUUGGGGUGCUUGGUAUCGUGGGAGGCGUGCUGUGCCUGUUGCUGCCCGAGACGAUGGACACUGAGAUGCCGCAGACCCUGGCUGAUGGAGAGGCUUUCGGAAUGGACCAGAGGUUCUGGGAUAAUCCAUGCUUCCCUAGGAAAAAGGAAGUACAACAGCAAAGGAUAGAAGACUCGCCGGUACAAGAGAACUUCGUGCGGGCCCUCCCAGGGAUCGGUUCUAGGGCCUCUGUUAGAGCUUCUAUACGAUUAUCGUCUAGGUCCAGUAGAAGAAGAAAUGACGAUGUGUAGUGAAGCGGGACGAAUUGUAAAUAAUAUUUAUUUAUUUGGAAUUAUUGGAACUGAGGCUUGUUGGAUUAAAAUAAGGAAAGACUAACAAUUGUGAAUUUUCUUUGAAUUGUAUGGAAGUGGCUGUGGUACCGGGUAUUUAUGGCCGACAUCUUGCUUAUAGUUUAGUUUCUCCUUUGUUAAAAUCCAGUUUAUAGUAUUAUGUUACCUGUGUUCUCAAAUAGAGUAGCUAAGAUUCUAAAGCCCUAGAUAGUAUGUAUGAAAUAAUGAAUUGUACGGUAGUUUACAUUAAAUUGCCCACCAUCCAGACCAUUCAAAGCUUUUAGUAAAUACACGUUACCAUCCAUCAACGCCAUUUGUUAUGGAUAUAUGCCAGUUGUUUUGUGUACGUAUUUAAUUCGUUAAUUCUUAGUUCCAUGGUUGUUUGAAAAUUGCCUAACUUACCAACAAUAUUGGUAAGAGAAAUUGUCUGUGAUAUUAUUAUUAUAUUUUUCGAAGUGAA